Messenger RNA from Nestor notabilis (Kea), 352 nucleotides. Its product is annotated as striated muscle-specific serine/threonine-protein kinase-like. The record is from RefSeq and is a predicted model, not a curated record. The annotation marks the transcript as partial. Lineage: Eukaryota; Metazoa; Chordata; Aves; Psittaciformes; Psittacidae. The transcript is spliced from 3 exons.
AUGAAGCUGCAGCCUAGAGACGAGCAUGGGGCUGCCCAUGGCACCCCGCAAAGCACCUUCAAGGCCGCACCCACCUUUGAGGUGCCCCUGUCGGACCAGUCGGUGUUGGAAGGGCAGGAUGUCAGCAUGAGUGUCCGCGUCCAUGGGGAGCCCAAGCCUAUCAUUUACUGGCUGAGGAACCGGCAACCGGUGAAGUAUGGCCGCCGGCACCACGCGGAGGAGGUGGAGGGAGUGCGGGGCCUCUUCACGCUGCACAUCUUGGCAGCAGAGCACACUGACACUGGCUUCUACACCUGCAAGGCCGUCAACGAGUAUGGCACCAAGCAGUGCGAGGCCAAACUGGAGGUCAGAG